CUCACCAUCGCGUCGCAGUCGUGCGUUACUACUUGCCGCUCACUCGGAAAAGUCAAGCGUCGCGCGACUUCCUUCGCCUAGAAUAAACGCAAUGAUGCAUCUAGUGUUUUUUUUCCUGAAUGCUCCUAGUGAGACUCCACUGCAUGUGUGAUGGUCCUUUUCAAAGCACCGCUCGGCUCUCACUCGCCAUCGUGUCGCAAUCAUGUCGCGUGGGGUUCUACUCGCAUUAUAGGGUUUCCGGGAACCAAUUAAACGCGAAGCUCUGAGCUUUUUCGGAGGAACGACCAGAAUGGCUAAAUCGGAUUCGACGCCAAGGCCAUUCCGUAUGCUGCGCUCGCCAUCUGAUUGGGUGGAUCGCGAUUAUACGAGGUGCGCCUCGGAGCUUUCUGAGUCCGAGCCCGGUUUUUUCGCGUUCGGCAUCUUCGCGGAAUCCGACCCGCCCGUCACUCCCGCGCCACCAGCAGCCUUCAAGGAGCUAUCCGGAUAGACGCGCCGAAUAGACUCCAGUCAAAGUUGACGGCGCGCCUAUCCGGUGGGGGAAAGGUGCGACAUUCACGAGCUCCCAACGUGACUAUAAACAUCAUACUCCGAAUGAGGGUGGUUCUACUCCGAGUAGAUACUCAUCCAGCGGUACUAAUCCGCCUUCCACUCUUCCAUAGUUCCAGCAACCACCCCCGCGCGCUUCCUCUUGCCAUCCGAGCUUGCGGAUCUUUUCAUCAAUCCGAGCUUCCGAGAGCCAUGGCAUUCACUCCGACUAGCCGCGUCUUACUCUUAGCGCUCUUCGCGGCGCUGGUGGCGGUCGCCUAUUCCCAGGAACUUGAUACCUUCACUGCUAAGCUGAAUGGAGCUAACGAGGUGUAUAAGAAUGACGAUGAAAAUUUUAAGCUAAUUGUGGGCAACAAAAGUGGCAAGGUGGUCGUGAAACUGGAAAUCCACAAGGAAAGAGGGCAUGAGAGCGGCAGGGCUAAGAUGAUGACAGGCUCGAAAGGAGCGUGCAUGAUGCAAGGGGCCGCGAAAGUGGCUCUGAGAGGGGUGCAGUUAGGAGGCUGGUCAGAGGCCCUGAUAGGAAUGCUGAUAGGGGCGAGGAGAGAGGAGCUAAAGCCCGACCGGUAGGUUGCAGAUUUUCACUGUUGAGGUAGGUGGGGCGGCAGAAUGUGAUUGGCUGACGAGAAAUUGGAGAGGCGAAAUACUGUUUCAGAAAAUGGCCUCUCGCCUAAUUUUCAGCUUGAGCUUGGCAAGAGCGCCAAAUUUCGUGCCUCUCUUUUGGCAGGGGGCCACCUAGGCAGCAGCGCCAAUUUUCCACUCCCCCAUUUUGGUUUUUUUUCCAACAUGCGAACAACCGUGUUUGGCCCUCGUCAUAUUUUGUGCAAGAUUGCGCAAAUUUCACAGGGCAUUGUGGUUUUCCAAUUUGUGGCUAUCGCUCUGCCAAGUUUGUCUCGGCAGCAGCUGUGUCAAAUUAGCCCCCCUUUCCCUGUCAUUCUGGGCUUAACCCAAGGGCCGCGCACCCCAAUAUUCAUCAACUCGCAAUCAGCCCCCAUCCCCAUUGCAUUUGCGUUUGCAUUAGCUCA
Messenger RNA from Closterium sp. NIES-67, 1568 nucleotides. NCBI's taxonomy places the organism in Eukaryota, Viridiplantae, Streptophyta, Zygnematophyceae, Desmidiales, Closteriaceae. The record is from the annotation of a GenBank genome assembly.